AUGACGACAAUGAAGGUCAUCCGCGCCCACGAUGGCCGCUCCUUCAACGUCAAUCAGCCACUGGCCCAGUUCCACACGCUCGACGACCUCCUCGACUGCCUCUCGCUCGCCACAGAGAUUCCCUCGGACGCCAUCAUCUGCAUGACGGCCGACGGCUCCCAGCUCAAGGACGACGUCGUCGAACACAUUGCCCGCCUAGAGCGGGAGCGAGGAGGAGACGUACAGCAGACCCCAGCUUCGCAGCCCAAGCAACAGCAGCAGCAGCAGCAGCAGCAGUCACCGCCACCACCAACACCACCGCCGCCGAUCGAGUUUUUCGUCUUUAACCGCGACUUUCUCUACACCGACGCAGAGGCGCUGGCCGCCGAGCUGGCCGAUGUGGCCGAGCUAGCGCCUGCGGUGGGCGAGCUCGAGGUGAUCCACCCGCCGACGCCCAAGUCGCUCGAGGCGCUCGUCGCCUGGUCCAACCGCACCGCCGACCAUGUUGCUGUCCACGAAUCGCGUUCGCGCGACCUGGUCGACCACAUCCGCUGCAUGCUGCGCAGCACCCAGGUGGCCCUGCUCAACCUCCGCUCGCACUCGGACAGCAUCCGCCGCGGCGCCGACGCCCUCGCCGAGCUCGCCACCACCGAGCUGGCGCGCAUGCAGGGCCUCCUCGACGGACACGAACGAGACCUUCGCAUCCUCAGCAUGGUCGCCAUCCACCCUCGCCUUCUCUCCGCGGGGAGCAGUGGCAGCGGCAGCGGCUCCGCCCACAACCAGAGCUCCACCGCGGCCGGCAAGGAGCGACACCUGGGCGACUACGUCAGCCGAGUCAAGAUGAAUGCCGUCGCCGAUGCCUGCGCUCGGGUCUACAGUGAGCUGCGUGACCGCAUCACCGCCCUCGAAGAGAGCCGUCACCAGCUCGACGCCGAUACCGAGGCACUCUCGCGCGAGGUCGAGGCGACCGAUGUGGCGCCCUCGGCCGACACGCUGCACGAGGCGUCCGAGGCGGCAGCGCGCGCCGCCGAACUGCUGCGCUUCAUCGACGCCAGCUGCUCGCCCAACGACCAGGGCUGGCCCGCCACCUAUGACCGGCUCGACGAUGCCACCUACGACGAAGUCGUCGCCGCCACCGACGAGCUGGUGCUGCUCGACGACGUGGCGCGCCAGAGCGCGCUCCGCCUCGUCCAGGAUCGCAACGAUAUGCUGGCGCGCUGCCUUGAGCUGUUGCAGGACAUCAGCAGCCUCCAGUCCGAGUUUGCCGAUCUUGGCGCGGGUCUCGCCGCCGUCGAUGCCGAUCUGCACUCGAACAAGGUCGACGGCUUCAAGCACUUGCAUCGCCUCAAGAACAUGCUGUGGGCCUACGGCGCCACGGUGCUCGAGGUGGUGCGACGGCGCGAAUUUGCUCGCCACUUUCUCUCCAAAUCCCAGGCGCUCGCCGAGCUCAUGGCCAAGCUGUCGGCCACGGAGCGCAAGCGGCGUCAGCGCUACCGCUCCAACGUGUUUGGCCAGCUGCCCUGGGAGGUCAAGGGCAUGGAGGAGCUCGCCCCUGCACUCGAGAUCACCACGGCCCGCACUGGAGGCAGCGAUGGCGGCGGCGGCGUGGCCGAGCUUGGGCGUGAGGACCUCGAGGCGCUGCUGCAGCUUCUCGACGCCGUCGAGCGGCGUCUUGUCGAAGAAGAGGGAGCGGAAGCUGCCGCAACAGAGGUGGCGAGCCCGAUCCAAGAGGUCAAGGUGGCGCUACAACGGCUCAUGGUCGUUCUCGACGACUGGGAAGGGGAAUUCGCCUUCCUCGUCCACACGCAGCUCCUCGGCGACGACGAGCGCUUCGAAGACGAGGAAGACGAAGAUGAUGAUGUUGGCGACCUCGAUAGCGGCUCCGACACAUCGAUGCGCGCACACACGCGGCAGCGCGCCAGGUGGGCAAGGCUCGAGGCCGCCCGCGGCCGCGCUCGCACAGCUGCGCCCGCGGAUCGGACCGAGAUCGAGGCGCUCGAGCGGCAGCUGCAAGACGAGCGAGAUGCGCGCAAGAAGGACGAGGAGGCGGUCAGCGCGGCCCAUCGCAGCGAGAUCGACGCGCUGCGUGCCAAGCUCGACGACCUCGGCCGCGAGCUGGCCGCCGAGCGAGCCCAGAGUGAACAAAUGGUGCGUCAACGGACCGCCGCCGCCGAAGCAGAACGCGAUGCAGUCCGAGCCGACCUCGAACUGGAACGUGAGCGCCGGCUCAACAUGGGCGACGAGCUGUCGCACCUCCGCACUGCGCUCGAGGAGGCUCGCCGCGCCGAGGCCGAGGCGCGUCAAGAGGCCAUCGAGGAGGGCGACCAUGCCAGCGAGGUAGAGGCGCACCUCCACGCCAUGCAGGUCGAGCUCGACGAGGCGCGUGCCGCCCGCUUGGACGCCAGCAACAGGAUCGAGGCUCUGCUGAGCCAGGGCUCGGGCGCCGAGCAGGAGCUGCGUGCCGCUCAGCAGCGCAUCGACGAGCUCACCGAGCAGGUCACGGCCGCCCACGCCGAGACGAGCCGCGUGCGCGAGACGGUUGCCGAGAUCGAAGCCGCCAAGGAGCGCCAGAUCCGGUCCCACCGCGCCGAGGCCGACGGCGAUCGCGCAAUCCUCGAGGAGAAGGUGCGCGCGCUCGAGCACGACCUCCACGAUCAGCGGAUACGCACCAAGCGUGCCGAGGACGGCCGCAAGCCCGACCACGAUGCCAUCGAACUCCUGCGCGGCCAGCUGCGCGCCGCGGAUGACGCUCACGAGGAGAUGGUCAAGCAGAUGGAUCAGGCCCGCGAGCUCGCUGACCAAGCCGAGGCCGCCCGGCGCGACGUCGAGACGAGCCGCCAGCAGAUGCUCGAAGCCGUCCGGCCCCUCCUUUCCCGCUCGCACCAGCUGCGCAAGGCGGUCCGCGCGAUGCCGGCCUUGUCAUCAUCGUCAUCUUCAUCGGCGAAGGCUGCCGCCGCUGUGGCCGGCCAAUCGUCCUCUCUGCCGCCCCCGCCACCAUCAUCAUCGUCGCUGCAGCAGGUGCGCGGCGCCGGCAGCAGCAUGGCGCUGUCGGUCGUAUCCGAAGCGGAGCGCCAGGCGGCCAUGGAGGCGUUCGAGUCCGACGCCGAGGCGGCCGACGUCGACGUUACGCUCGAGGCGCUGCGUGCCUUUGAUCCUGCCGAAGCGUUCGACGAGGUGCGCGCCAAGCUCGACUCGCUCACCACACUGAUCCGAAAGUGGCAAAAGGCGUACAAGAGCUCCAACGAAAAGACGCAACGGGCGCUGGCGGCUGCGCGCGACAAGAUCGCCUUUCGCAACUUCCAGCCGGGCGACCUGGCCCUGUUUCUGCCGACGCGUAACUCGACCGCGAAGCCGUGGGCGGCCUUCAACAUCAGCUUCCCCCACUUUUUCCUCCGCGCCACUGGGCAGCUGGCCGAGCAGCUCAAGACCAAGGAGUGGAUCGUGGCCCGCAUUGUCGCCAUCACCGACCAGGUGGCCACCAACGGCGACCGCCGCCGAGCGGCCGACGAGGCCAGCACCGCCAACGGCAAUGGCAGCGGUAGUGGCACCGCCAACGGUGGCGACGUCGUCGAUGGCAACCCAUUCCAGCUGGCCGAGGGAGUCCGGUUCUACCUGCUUGACGUCGAGACCUGGAACGGCCCCAGCGCCGCACCGCCCGCGCUGCGCAGCCGUAAGAGUUCGGCCGCCCUGCCUGCAGGCGAGCGCGGCGCCGCUGCGGCCUCGACAGACAUCGGCAAGCGGGAACGCGGGCCCGAGAGGCGCAAAAGCGACAUCCUGCCCUCACGCGGCGCCCCGAUCUCAGGAGCGUCGGUGCGCGACGAAGAGGAGAAUCCGCGAAAAGAUCGAACAACGUCUGCAGCCGUUGCAGACGAUGCCGAAAAGACCGGCAACGACAGCAAGGCGUUCCAGCGACGGGCGAGCGAGGGCGAUCGCCCGUCGGAACCCGUCGUGGGCCUGACUACCGCCGCCAACGCUAGCAACGAUGUCGCAUGUGACAACGAGGCCGAGGCCGAGACUGGCCAGCGUCCAUCGACGCCGCCGCUGUUGACGCCUGAUGGCUCCCCCUUGCAGCCGGCGCCACCGCAUCCGCCGCAACCAGGCCUCGUCGACGCCACCAUCGGGCGCGGAACCGCUGCAGUCGAUCAUUCCACUGCCGAACCGCAAACGCCAGCAGCAAACGAUGCUCUCCACUCGCCCCCCGUAUCCUCGGAGAGGCGCCCUCGCUCUCGCGAUGCGCAUGCCACAUCACUCUCGGAGAUUGCUGCCAAUGCCGCCAUGUCGCCGACGCGAAGCAGCACGGGGCCCUCGGCUCUCACGCGCGCCAUCCGAGCUUCCUCGCCCGUCUCGCUGCGCGGUGUCGAACGUCUGCACAACGGAAGCGGCGGACUCGCCCUGCCCCGGACGGGUACGGGCAUGGGUAUCUCUGGCUCGAGCUUUGGCGGGUCAACGGCGCCGCCACCGCCUGCGCUCGGUGCGUCGACGGCCUACGGCGGCAACACGUACGGCGGCAACACGUACGGCGGCACCAGCAGCGGUCCCGGCAACGGAGGCGGUGAUGGCGCCAGCAGCAGCGCAACAACGAACGGGAGCGACUCGAAGCGAUCGGCCAUCAUGGAACGCGCCGCCGCCCUGCCGGCAUUCGGGCGCGCCUCUGGCCGCAGCAACAUGCGCUUCGAGUCGCGCCGACACCAGCAGCACGGCAAUCGCAACGGUGCCGGUGGCAUGAGCUCUGCCCCCGCGUCUCAGACGAUGGCGGUAGCGGCGACCAUUGAUUCGGCCUUAGCCCCCGCCAACCCUUUCUCCCAGAGCCCUUCGGCCGGCGCUCUCUCCUCGAGCCUUGCCGCCCAGCCUCUGCGUCGGACGACACUGUCCCAGCGCACCGACGCGCCCGCCGUCGUGGUCGUCGCCGAGGAUGAAGGUCAGGAGGGCGAAGGAAAGGGCAAGGGUGGGCAAGCGCAACAAGGCUCGCAGCCGCCAAAGGUGCAGAGGUGGACCGAGCCAGCCGUCGCCUCGGCGAUCCCGACGAGGAACGUGCGCCGCGGCAGCAGCACGGGCCGCACUAGCGGCUUUUCAAUCACCUCGUCGCCCUCGACGGGGACCAUGGGAUCGCCGCGCGGCCUCGCCGGCAGCCUGGCCGGCCCUCCGCCAGGGCCUACGUCGCAGAUCAGCACCGAGCAGGCCACGGGUCGCAGCACCCUCGGCAGCAGCGCCGAGAGCGCGCGUGCAGCCCCAAGGCCAUCAACGCCUGCCGCCGCUGCCGCUGCCUCCAGCCCGAACACGAGGACCUUUAGCGGGAGCGGGGCUGGUUUCCUCUCGCAGACGCUGGGACGCUUUUCGGGCCAAGCAGCCGGCCCGCCCUGGUCGUCUCCGCCGCCAUCGGCAUCGACCGCCCACAAUUCCACCUCCACCGUCACCGCCGCGCACGCCGCCGAUGCCGCCGCCGCCGCCGGCGGCUCCACCACCAAGGGGACGAUGAGCGCGAUGCCGGGAAGCGAGUCAGGCAACAGCCCCAAGGCCGCGACGACGUCGGCUCGGCGGCGCAGUCGACCGGGUCUCGACGCCGUGCUGCCCUUCCGUCGUGGCGCUAGCGAGACUGCUGCUGCGGCGACGGCGCUGGCGGGUCAGACACGUGCUGAUAGUGGCGAUGACGGCGAGCGUGAGGGCCCGACGGCAGCGGCGGCGGCGGCGGCGGUCGAGGGCCCGUCGGGGCCGGCAUCCGGAGGCAGCUCGGCGGCUAGCCAGAUGCUGCGACGGGUCGGCGGCUUCCUGUAA
Pseudozyma flocculosa PF-1 is the source of this 5751-nucleotide messenger RNA. RefSeq lists its product as uncharacterized. Lineage: Eukaryota; Fungi; Basidiomycota; Ustilaginomycetes; Ustilaginales; Ustilaginaceae. Gene Ontology annotation, biological process: positive regulation of protein phosphorylation; piecemeal microautophagy of the nucleus; autophagy of mitochondrion. The record is from RefSeq and is a predicted model, not a curated record. Gene Ontology annotation, molecular function: protein kinase binding; molecular adaptor activity. Gene Ontology annotation, cellular component: phagophore assembly site membrane; Atg1/ULK1 kinase complex; extrinsic component of membrane. Bases 1 to 5751 code for a protein of 1916 amino acids. The transcript has a single exon.